ACCAAACCCCUUCAGCCCCUGCUCUUCACACUCUAUACCAGUUUUUGGCGGGGAUCCUAUCAACCAACCAACCAUGCGUUGGGAAGAACUCAAGGUCAAACCUCCCAGCCGCCGACACCCCGUCCCUCUUCUCCUAUCUUCGUUUCUCACACCCGGUACCAUGUGGAUGGCACCUCUCAGAAAAUCCUCACCCUCCAUACGCCGAGUCUUGAUUGCUCCUUCAUUGUUCAACAAAUCGGACGGCUCAUCACGGCCACUGAGAUAUUACGGUGGGUCCAGCUACGACGAGGAUAAGGGCCCAGACUCCUUACUCAAAAUGUUGGUGAGAUGGUUGUCAUCAGGGGUCCUCAUCGUUGGGCCUAGCCUCGGCUUUUGCUAUUGUUCGUCUUCAGAUGCGACCCCGCUUUUCUCAUUCGCUGAUUGGUCCAAUGUGGCUGCAUCCGCCACACAGGAUAAUGGUCUCCGACACUCUGAUUCACCGGACUCCAUUCCUGUCAAGAAACCCAAGUACCUCUUUGGAGAUGCAUAUAGGAAGGAGGUUUAUUUUAAGUACGAAAAGCGCAUGAGGAUGAGAAGUCCCCCUGAAAAGGUUUUCGAGUACUUUGCAUCCUUCCGAGCCCCUAAUGGGGAGGUAUUCAUGACGCCCGCUGACUUAAUGCGGGCAGUAGUUCCUGUAUUUCCCCCGUCUGAAUCAGAUUAUGUUAGAUAUGGGAGUCUGAGAGGGGAGAGGGUUCCUAGCGACUUACGUUACACCGCUUCACAAUUUUUCAUGCUUUUUGAUACUGAUAAUGAUGGACUUAUAUCUUUUCCCGAGUACAUAUUUUUGGUCACACUACUCAGCAUUCCAGAGUCGAGCUUCUCUGUGGCGUUUAAAAUGUUUGAUCUUGACAAUAAUGGAGAGAUAGACAGGGAGGAAUUUAGGAGAGUGAUGGCUUUGAUGCGGAGCCACAAUAGGCAAGGGGCUCAACACAGGGAUGGGCUACGAAUUGGGCUCAAAGUUGGGGGUUCAGUAGAGAAUGGGGGUUUGCUGGAGUACUUUUUUGGCAAGGAUGGCAAGUCAUGCCUUAAGCACGGAGCAUUUGUUCAAUUCUUAAGAGAUUUGCAUGAUGAGAUCUUACGAUUAGAGUUCGCACAUUAUGAUUGCAAGUCACGGGGAACCAUCUCAGCCAAUGAUUUUGCCCUGUCCAUGGUUGCAUCUGCUGACAUGAGGCAUAUAAACAAGUUUCUUCGCCGGGUUGAUGACUUAAAUGAUGAACCACAACUCAGAGACAUACGCAUUACACUUGAAGAAUUCAAGAAUUUUGCAGAGCUACGUAAACGAUUGCAGCCCUUGUCUUGGGCAAUUUUUAGUUAUGGGAAAGUGAAUGGGCAGUUGACAAAGGGAGAUUUCCAAAGAGCUGCAUGCCAAGUGUGUGGUAUCUCCCUCACCGAUAAUGUGGUUGACAUAAUAUUCCAUAUUUUUGAUGCAAACCGCGAUGGGAGCUUAAGUUUGGAUGAGUUUGUAAGAGUUCUACAAAGAAGGGAAAGGGACACCUCACAACCUAGGGAGCCAGGGUUCAUGGGAUUGCUAUCUUGCUGGUUAAGCUGUACAACAAACUGCUCCUCUGGCAACAUUUUUCUUAAUUGAUUAGAUUGAUGUCCAACUAACUGCUGGUUAACAUCCAUGGCUCUAAAGAUGUUGCAGACUGGCACCAGGAGGCUCCACAUGAUUUCAACUGCUUUACAGUGAAGGUGGUGAUCUUAAACUUCUUAUCAUCUCAAAUGAUUUAGUUUGCAGAUUGGUUGACAGUUGAUGAUCAUUUUUGUUAACCGUAUGAACUCUGGUCCAUGGGACUGCAACUUCACCUAACUAUUGCCCUUAUUGGAUUACAUGGAACUGUACCUUUUGUUCAAGCUAAUGUGUAUAAAGUUUUUUUUUUUCCUUUUCUGUACUUCAUUAAAUUAAUCAUUUGUAACUUUUAUAGAGCUGUCAACAGUUUUUUCAUUAA
Molecule: messenger RNA, 1988 nt
Organism: Vitis riparia (riverbank grape)
Lineage: Eukaryota; Viridiplantae; Streptophyta; Magnoliopsida; Vitales; Vitaceae
Product: calcium uptake protein, mitochondrial-like
Exons: 8
Coding region: 74-1627 (517 amino acids)
Biological process (GO): mitochondrial calcium ion homeostasis; calcium import into the mitochondrion
Cellular component (GO): uniplex complex
Molecular function (GO): calcium ion binding
Source: RefSeq, a predicted model, not a curated record